This is a messenger RNA of Alternaria rosae, 809 nucleotides long. RefSeq lists its product as uncharacterized. The coding region runs from base 43 to 513 and encodes 156 amino acids. NCBI's taxonomy places the organism in Eukaryota, Fungi, Ascomycota, Dothideomycetes, Pleosporales, Pleosporaceae. The transcript has a single exon. The record is from RefSeq and is a predicted model, not a curated record.
CGUCAAUUCCAUUUAGUUGAUCGCACGAACAUUGUUUGAUGAAUGAACCAGAAUAACCUCAGCUUGACUACAGACCACGAUCUUACCCACCUAAUUCUCGUCAUCAGAACUCCAGUAUUCAUCUUCUUCACUAGCCUGUCUCUCGGACUCAGUUCCAUCCUCGUCGUCGCUAUUAGCAGCGUACCUGCGAGCCCGAACGCUCCGUCCAUCAUUGAUGUUCUUCUCGUACUUAUUCCCAUCAUCCUUUGCAUCGCUCGACUCUUCACUAGAGCUACUGUCGCUAUCAUCGUUGUAGUCCGCAGCGUGUGCUUCAGCGUGUGCUUCAGCGUCCUGUACGCGCUCGAUUUGACGUCUUCAACAGAAUCAGCACAUGCUACAACGACCCUACAAGGUUGUGCGUACUCAAGCUCGGUGAUAUCUUCGUUCCACUUCGCUACGUCUUCCAUCCGUUUGUCGGCUUCAUUCUCUACGCCUUCGUGGACACCGCCAGUCCAUUGUCCGUUCCACUCGUAGCGACGGUUUGCUUCACUGUAUACGAUGCCGGGUCAGACUUUGUGUCUUCAUUGGAAUGUGUAAGGUCAUACUCUAGAGCCCAGCCUCGAGCUUCACGGGCGUUCUGGAGUCGCACCCCCUUGCUGUCAUGAUUGUCUUCCUCAUCAGGAGAAUAAUUCUCCCCAUCAGCGUCCACGUCAUCGCCGUACCUGUAGCGACGGCGAGCUCGUGCGCCGUUUUCUUGGGUGAUCUUGUAGGCUUCGUGCUCCCGAGUGCGAGGGUCGUCGACAUCGUAGCCGUCGCUGUCGCUAUCACUG